Molecule: messenger RNA, 795 nt
Organism: Fusarium odoratissimum NRRL 54006
Lineage: Eukaryota; Fungi; Ascomycota; Sordariomycetes; Hypocreales; Nectriaceae
Exons: 4
Coding region: 1-795 (264 amino acids)
Source: RefSeq, a predicted model, not a curated record
AUGGAGACCUACUCCCUCAAGGACUGCUUUCUCCGUGUUGGAUUCUACAAAGUCACCCAAAAAUUGGUAGGACAAGUCUCUGAAUGGAAGUCCGACAUAACGCAAUUCAUAUGUGAUGCUCUCGAAAAGCAUGCCGGAACCUCUAAAAAUAAAGACUCAGCAAACGACGACCAUCCAACAAGCAAGCGCAGUAGGAGUGAGGGAGCCAUUGACGGAACAGCCAGUCCUUUGCAGAAGAGGGCGAAAACAGUCGCCGAUUCCCAUACCGAAGUGCCAACCGCCGCAAAUACAGGACGAUGUCUUCAAGAGCAUCAAACUCCAAAUAUCGGACCUCUAACUUCAUCUCCCAGUGUCACCCAAGAUCGAGUUCUCAGGACACCUUUUUCCGGAACGUUUGUGCGUUUUAUCGAUGCUCAAGCAGGACUCAAUAUAUUGAGGGCAGAACCGGAUUUAUGUGACCAAAGAACAAUCUUAACUUUGGCUGAAAAUUAUUCGUGCUUAACACUCCAUCCAGCGCCUGGUAGUAACCGAAACAUAUUUCAAGACAGGAUUGCAGAGUUGGCAAAAGACGUCUCUCAAGAUUGGCCUCUCGGUGUUCCAAGAGACACAGAUGUCUAUCGCGUCAAGCGUGACGAAGGUCUACAUCAUGUGGGCACGGAAUGGUGUAAAAUCAAAGACAGAGCAAGACUACUUGUUUACAAAAACGGCUCAACAUUUUUGACGUUCUUUUUGAAUGACGAAAAGGGGGGAGGUCUCAGAGAACUUAAGGGUAGUUACCAGGUCCAACCUAAAUAA